AAUUCAGGAGGCCCCCGGAACCUUUGUUGCGCCACCGACGUUGCAACUCGGGCGGAAAGACAGACGGACUUGAACGUUGAGAAGCGGAGAUGGAGCUAAUAAAAAAGGGCGAAAGGUGGAACCUGUAGCCAAUAAUAGAGGCAGAAAAAGUGACGUAGACGGAAGUGUGCGGGACGGUCGCGGAAGUUCAGUAGACAGGGAUCCUAAACGGUUCUGUGCCAGUGAGAACAGAAGGCGAAGAUGUCGGAGCGAAAAGUUUUAAACAAAUACUAUCCUCCCGACUUUGACCCGUCAAAGAUCCCCAAGCUCAAGCUCCCCAAAGACCGGCAGUACGUGGUGCGGUUGAUGGCCCCCUUCAAUAUGAGGUGUAAGACGUGCGGAGAAUACAUCUAUAAGGGUAAGAAAUUCAACGCGCGCAAAGAGACAGUGCAGAACGAGGUCUACUUGGGUCUGCCCAUCUUCCGUUUCUAUAUCAAGUGCACGCGCUGCCUAGCAGAGAUCACCUUCAAGACAGACCCCGAAAAUACAGACUACACCAUGGAGCACGGAGCCACGCGGAACUUCCAGGCUGAGAAGCUCCUGGAGGAGGAGGAGAAGAGAGUGCAGAAGGAACGGGAGGAUGAGGAGCUGAACAACCCUAUGAAGGUGCUGGAGAACCGAACCAAGGACUCCAAGCUGGAGAUGGAGGUACUGGAGAACCUACAGGAGCUCAAGGACCUGAACCAGCGGCAGGCCCACGUGGACUUUGAGGCCAUGCUGCGACAGCAUCGCCUGUCUGAGGAGGAGCGCCAGAAGCAGGAGCAGGAGGAGGAUGAGCGGGAGACAGCGGCCUUAGUGGAACAAGCUAGGAAACGAAGACUGCUGGAGGACUCCGAUUCGGAAGAGGAUGCUGCUGCACCUGCCCCGCCUCCACCGACCCUCCGGCCCAAACCCACCGCUAUCCUGGACGAGGCCCCGAAGGUGAAGAGGAAGGCGGAGAGCUGGGAGCGGAGCGUGGGCACCCUUGGCAGCAGGCCCCAGCUGUCAGGCCUUGUCGUGGUAAAGAAAACAGAUCUGAAUUGCAGCACCCCACAGGACCAGCCAGCACCCACCCUGGGCACUGUGAAGAACGGGAAGGCGGCAGACCCUGCACCGAGGACACCCGGCACCUCCUCCCUGAGCCAGCUAGGUGCGUAUUCGGAUAGUGAGGACAGCAGCAGCAGCAACUGAACCUUUAUCCAGGCCAAUGCUCAUAUGUCCAACUCCAACUGGUGGUUCUGGGAGGAGGCACCAACCAUAGCACAACCAGACAAAAUUAACAUCUUCAGAGGUUGGCGGGACCAGCCAGGGCUUCAGCUGAGGAACUUGGUUUCUCUCUUGUCCCCUCAACCACCAGUGGAAAGUAGCUCAUGCUUCCCAUCCACCUGGCACUAAGUUGAGGAUUGUGACAUCCUUGGAGGGAUGCAUCCUUUCUUAGACAGCCCUUGAGAUGUUAACCAUGUUUUGGGCAUGUGGGUGAGCCCACCCCACCGAUCGGCUCCAUCCCUUUCCACCGCGAACAAGAUAGUCUGGAACCAAUAAAAGGGACUCCCACCCCCCAACACACAAAACCACUUUAGCUUGGGAAUAUUGCUGCCACUGGACAUAAUUCAAGUCAAUUCCUACAUGAGGACACAUUAAAAUCCUAGAACUGUGAAAUAUACAUAGUAACUACAAGUGGAAGACAUCCUGGCUGUUUUCAAUUCACAACAGGUAGAAAUUCAUUUUUCAAAUGACGGAUUCUGAACUCAAGUCCAAGCUACUGGAAAAAAGUGUUUUCUGCUGAUUGCCUACCCAGCAUGAACACUGGGACGCUGUGGGAGGGGUGGGAAGCCACCACUCCCAUGGACUCUCCUAGCAGAUUUGUUACAAUGGAUCCUUUUUUGGACUGUUUAAUAUACCAAAUAAGACUCAAUUUGUUUAAUAAAGUUUUGUUAAGUGACUGUAAA
Molecule: messenger RNA, 1967 nt
Organism: Phyllostomus discolor (pale spear-nosed bat)
Lineage: Eukaryota; Metazoa; Chordata; Mammalia; Chiroptera; Phyllostomidae
Gene: YJU2
Product: YJU2 splicing factor homolog
Exons: 1
Coding region: 241-1209 (322 amino acids)
Biological process (GO): mRNA splicing, via spliceosome
Cellular component (GO): U2-type catalytic step 1 spliceosome
Source: RefSeq, a predicted model, not a curated record